UCUCCGCAUCCACCAAACAAAGCGAGGAGAAUACAAAACGGCCUCGCUCUGUCGCAGGCUUCGAGCGCUCAGCACCCUGCUCACGCCGCCGCCGCCGCCGCCGCCGCCGCCUGCCCGGCGCGAACAUGAAGGCCAUCGGGAGCGGCGGGGAGUGGUGGUGGAACCUCCCGUCUCUCCGCCGCAAGUCCGACUCCCGCCGCCGCGGCCGCCGCAACACCGACCCCCGGGGCCGCCGCCGCGGUCCCCCGCGAGAGCCGCUCUCGUCGUCCUCGGAGUCCAUCGGCCAGAGCAGCGGCUGGCCCAUCAAGUUUCCCUUCAGGCAGGCGGUCACCGCCGCCUGUCUCACCUUCACCGGCGACACCAUCGCGCAGGUCCGCGGCCGCAUCGUCGACCGCCGAAGACGCGGCACCGAACCCGACAGCAAGGAACUGAUACCAGACAUAUUGCUGAACCAUGACUGGCUUCGUGCACUUCGUAUGACUUCCUAUGGAUUCCUUCUUUAUGGUCCAGGAUCCCAUGCAUGGUAUCAGUUUCUUGAUCGGUGCAUGCCCAAGCAGACAUUUGUAAAUUUGUCCACUAAGGUCAUACUGAACCAGAUCCUACUUGGUCCUUGUGUUAUUGCUAUAGUUUUUGCUUGGAACAACUUAUGGUCAGGGAAAUUGUCAGAGCUGCCAUCUAAAUAUCAGAAUGAUGCCCUUCCUGCACUUCUAUAUGGGUUUAGGUUUUGGAUUCCUGUAUCAGUUGUCAAUUUUGGGAUGAUUCCUUUGCCUGCUCGUGUUGCCUUCAUGUCCUCUUGUUCCAUUUUUUGGAACUUCUAUCUAUCUACUACUAUGAACAAAUGAAACCGCCGGCUCAUCAGGGUAUGUACGAGCCUCGUUCAUCAUGUUAUGUACCUCCCAAUGCAAAAUUUCUGAUCCGGUUAUUGGUUAUAUUCAUCAAAUAGAGGAGAAUGUGCAGGAGAUAGUUUCAGCAGGCAUAACAGUACACUGUAAGGUUUCUCCCUCUCUGACAGUUCCGGUGGAUCAGGAUAAGGUCACUGCAAAACUUAUUCUAGAUGUUGAUGAGCAUAAGAUCAAUGGAAGAGGUGAAGUUUUUGUCUAAUGUAUGGAGCACCUGGCUCCAUUCUGAUUUCAAAACUCAAAGGUCGUUGAAUUUGUUAUUUAGGAUAUGUGCUGAAUUAGCUUUACUUCAAUGACAAUGGUAUAUUGACAUUCAUCUCUGAAUAAGAUGGUGUAUUCGUUAUUGCUAAGAGGAAUUUAUGAAUUCAUUGCUGGAUGUUGUAUCUUA
Messenger RNA from Setaria italica (foxtail millet), 1287 nucleotides. Its product is annotated as protein Mpv17. The transcript has 6 exons. Gene Ontology annotation, cellular component: cytoplasm; membrane. The record is from RefSeq and is a predicted model, not a curated record. NCBI's taxonomy places the organism in Eukaryota, Viridiplantae, Streptophyta, Magnoliopsida, Poales, Poaceae. The coding region runs from base 126 to 842 and encodes 238 amino acids.